AUGCUAAAAUCAACCUUCAAUCCAAUUCUCUCAACAUUCCCAACCAAACCCAAAAAGCUCCCAACAAAAUUUCCAUGGCGGACAACCAUCACCAACACAUGCACACAAGCCCCACAACCUGUUUACCAAAAUGCCUCAGUCACGACACCACCACCACUUCAUCAACACUACCCUCCUCCAACUUCAGUUUACGUUCACCUCCCUUUCUGCCGGAAACGAUGCCACUACUGUGACUUCCCAAUUGUUGCUCUUGGCUCCACAAACCCAACUGAUACGGACCCCCGAAUCUCUAACUAUAUUGAAUUACUUCAGCGUGAAAUAGACUCAACAAGGUCAAGUUUUGAUACCAGCCCACCUCUGGAAACUGUGUUUUUUGGUGGUGGGACUCCUUCUUUGGUGUCUCCAAGGAUGAUUUCGUCGAUUUUGGACAGGUUGAGAGUGACGUUUGGGGUUUGUGAAAGUGCUGAGAUAUCUAUGGAAAUGGAUCCUGGGACUUUUGAUGAUAGGAAAGUUAAGGACUUGAUGGGUUUGGGUGUGAAUAGAGUGUCUUUAGGAGUUCAGGCUUUUCAAGAGGAGUUGCUAAAAGGUUGUGGGAGGGCACAUGGGAUUAAGGAGGUUUAUGAGGCAAUUGAGAUUUUGGGUUCAUGUGGGGUUGAGAAUUGGAGUGUUGAUCUUAUCUCUUCACUCCCUCACCAGACUCCACAGAUGUGGGAAGAGAGUUUGAGGCUCACUAUUGGAGCAAGGCCUAAGCAUGUGUCUGUUUAUGAUUUGCAGGUUGAACAAGGCACAAAAUUUGGAGUAUUGUACACGCCAGGGGAGUUUCCUUUGCCAUGCGAAACUCAGUCUGCUGAGUUUUAUAAGAUGGCUUCGAGGAUGCUUACUGAUGCGGGUUACAAACAUUAUGAAAUUAGCAGUUAUUGUGAAGAUGGGUAUGAAUGCAAGCACAAUUAUACAUACUGGAAGAACAAACCUUUCUAUGGUUUUGGCCUAGGUUCUGCUAGUUAUCUCAAUGGAAUUAGAUUUUCUAGGCCAAGGAAGAUGAAAGAGUACAUGGGUUAUGUGGAGAAUUUGGAGAAUGGAGUGGUAGAUUACAAUGGGAGUAAUCAUGUUGACGUGAAGGACUUGGCUGUGGAUAUUGUGAUGCUCUCACUUAGAACUGAAAGAGGCCUUGAUUUGAGGUCUUUUGCAGAAGCAUUUGGUGAUGCACUUGUUUAUUCUCUUUGCAAGGUCUAUCAACCAUACAUAGAGAGUGGGCACGUCAUUUGCUUGGACGAGGAGCGAAGAGCCAUGACUGCAGAUGAAUUCAACACCUUGUUUUUGAAUGAAGAUGAGAUUGCGAAGGAGAUAUCUUAUAUCCGGCUCAGUGAUCCAGAUGGUUUCCUGUUAUCAAAUGAAUUGAUAUCCCUUGCAUUUAGGGUCAUAGAUCCAUAA
Molecule: messenger RNA, 1431 nt
Organism: Dovyalis caffra
Lineage: Eukaryota; Viridiplantae; Streptophyta; Magnoliopsida; Malpighiales; Salicaceae
Source: the annotation of a GenBank genome assembly